GUCGGGCACCAUGCGCUAGAGCGCUGUGAGCACCGCAAGGCCACACACGCCUCACCCUGCGGUCACUGCCUGCUGCCCACCGCGCCACCAUGGCCGGGGACCGGCUCCCGAGGAAGGUGAUGGACGCCAGGAAGCUGGCCAGCCUGCUGCGGGGCGGGCCCGGGGGGCCCCUGGUCAUCGACAGCCGCUCCUUCGUGGAGUACAACAGCUGGCACGUGCUCAGCUCCGUCAACAUCUGCUGCUCCAAGCUGGUGAAGCGGCGGCUGCAGCAGGGCAAGGUGACCAUCGCCGAGCUCAUCCAGCCUGCCACACGCAGCCAGGUGGAGACUGCAGAACCACAGGACGUAGUGGUGUAUGACCAGAGCACACGGGACGCUAGUGUGCUGGCCGCAGACAGCUUCCUAUCCAUCCUGCUCAGCAAACUGGACGGCUGCUUCGACAGCGUGGCCAUCCUCACAGGGGGCUUUGCCACCUUCUCCUCCUGCUUCCCUGGCCUCUGUGAGGGCAAGCCCACCGCCCUGCCGCCCAUGAGCCUCUCCCAGCCCUGCCUGCCUGUGCCCAGCGUGGGCCUGACCCGCAUCCUGCCUCACCUCUACCUGGGCUCUCAGAAGGACGUCCUCAACAAGGAUCUGAUGACCCAAAAUGGAAUAAGCUACGUGCUCAACGCCAGCAACUCCUGCCCCAAGCCGGACUUCAUCUGCGAGAGCCGCUUCAUGCGCAUCCCCAUCAAUGACAACUACUGUGAAAAGCUGCUGCCCUGGCUGGACAAGUCCAUCGAGUUCAUCGAUAAAGCCAAGCUGUCCAGCUGCCAAGUCAUCGUCCACUGUCUUGCCGGCAUCUCCCGCUCUGCUACCAUCGCCAUCGCCUACAUCAUGAAGACGAUGGGCAUGUCCUCGGAUGACGCCUACAGGUUUGUGAAGGACCGGCGCCCAUCGAUCUCGCCCAAUUUCAACUUCCUGGGCCAGCUGCUGGAGUACGAGCGGAGCCUGAAACUGCUGGCCGCCCUGCAGGGCGACUCUUCCCACCCGGGGACCCCCGACCCCCUCCCAGGCCCCACAGCAGGGGUCCCACUGCCAAGGCUGCCACCACCUACCUCAGAAAGCACUGCCACCGGGGUCAUGGCACUCACUGCAGCCAGGGAGUGCGGCGCACGCGGGGAGGCCCCAGCUGCCAACCCAGCCACCAGUGCACUGCAGCAGGGCCUGCGCGGCCUGCACCUGUCCUCCGACCGCCUGCAGGACACCAACCGCCUCAAGCGCUCCUUCUCCCUGGACAUCAAGUCAGCCUAUGCCCCAAGCCAGCGGCCCGAGCACCCUGGGCUGCCUGACCCCAGCAGUGAGGUACCCAAGCUGUGCAAGCUGGACAGCCCCUCAGGGGGCACACUGGGCCUCCCCUCGCCAGGCGCAGACAGCCCGGAUGCCAGCACAGAGACACGCCCCAAGCCCCGCCGGCGGCACCGGCCCCCUGCUGGCUCCCCAGCCCGCUCCCCAGGGGCACAUAGCCUUGGCCUGAACUUCGGAGAUUCGGGGCGCCAGACUCCACGUCACGGCCUCUCUGCCCUGUCCACACCUGUGCUGCCCGGCCCAGGUCAGCCAGCCAGCCCCGGGGCCUGGGUGCCACCGCUCGACUCCCCGGGGACGCCGUCACCUGACGCACCCUGGUGCUUCAGCCCUGAGGGCGCACAGGGGGCCUUUGGCCUGGUGGGGAUGCCAGGGCCCAGCAGCAGUGGCACCCGGGACACAUGCACCAGCUGGCCCGAGGAGCCGGCCCCCGACUCGCAGUUCAAGAGGCGCAGCUGCCAGAUGGAGUUCGAGGAGGGCAUGGCUGAGGGGCGUGUGCGCGGCGAGGAGCUGGCAGCCCUGAGCAAGCAGGCCAGCUUCUCGGGCAGCGUGGAGGUCAUCGAGGUCUCCUGACCCCAGCGAGGCGGGCCCUUGCCCACUGCCUCGGCACCCCAAGCAGCAGCCGGCCCAGUAUAAAUACAGAUUAUGUAUAAUACAAAGGAAGGUAAACGGUUUUACUGCAAUUUUUACCGAGAAGUAAAUAUUUCAAUUUUUUAUUUAUUUAAGCAGUUCAUGCUGGCAAUGAUUCGGCAACUGUGCGGGCAGCCCUCGGCGCUCUAUUUUUACUGUCUGGUAUUUAAACUGAAACACUAGUCUCUAAGCAAUAGGAGGUCACCUUCCGUCACUGUCGCCGAGCUGCAGUGCCAGGCCUGGGACCUCGCUGCGCCCCCUCCCCGGAAACACUGCUGAUGUUGCAAAGAGACUGCCCGGCUUUUGUGCACUUUUUACGUAAGAAAAAGGGGAAAAAAGGAAAAAAAACUUCUUUGCCACAAACUGAGCCGCAGAACCUCCCUCCCCGCCUCCCUCCCUCCCCACCCACCCGUCCCCCUCCCCUCCGCAGCGGCCUCUGCUCUCGUGGGCUCUGCACCAAAGCCAUAGGUGGGGGAGGGUGGCCACAGGAACAGGGGCCCACCAGCUCGGGGCCCAGCUCUUGGUGGCUUGGAGACGCCCUUGCUGCCUGUCACCCAGAGCUAUUCCCCGGCAGGUGUUGAUCUGCACUGGCUCCUGCAUCAGAGAACAUGGACUCCCAGGGCAAGGAUGGGCGAAACAACCCCCCCAUGCCAGGUCCAGAGAGGCCAUGUAGAGGUGGCCGCUCCCCUCUUCUCUCCUCCAAGGUUGGCCCCAGGGAAGCCUUUGGGAAAGGAGCCCUGGCCAGGUCCAAGGGGAUGACUCGUGGUCUGCUGAGCUCCACCCCACAGGGCCUGCCUUGCCCUUGCCAGGCUCCUGGACUUCCAGGGCCGGGGUCCUUCGCUUCGGGAGAGCCACCCCCUGUUGGGAGCAGGCAUUGGAGAAGACCCCCUCAUCUGCCUGGCCCCCCAGGGCCUCUCAGGAGAGAACCCCCUGUGCACCCCUUUCCUGUCCUGGGCACUCUCCUGUGUGCCAGCCCCUAACCCCCAGGGGCUUUUAGGCCCAGGAGGGUCAGCAUGGGGUGCAAGUAGAAGAGAGCCCCAGCCACCUUGCCCCACGUCCUCUUGGGUCACUGGGGCCUGAGGCUUUGGCGGCAAGAACAGCCCCUCAGAGGUCCUGGAGUCAGAGGGUUGCCCGGCACCUCAGGAAAAGCUCAAAGGCUUGGCAGGAGCGCCAGGAAGGCUGUCUCCUAGACAGGCCUGGGGUGGCGCCCUUCUGCUCACCGCCUGUGCCCCCAGCCCCGCCACUGUGUCUUUCUAUUUGUUCUUCUUUUGACCCAGCCCUGUGUCCCUGUCAUCCCUCCUUUGAGCAAAGUCCUGUUCCCACUCCCUAUGUACCCCCAUGCCCUGUCCCCAAGAAAAUAAGCUAUCAUUGUUGUAUUUGCAAUCUAUGGAUUAGAGGUUUAAGUAUUUAUUAUUAUUGGUUAAUUAUUAUUAUUAUUAUUAUUAUUGAUUAUGUAAAUUUGCCUCCUGUCUGUUGCUUUGGGUUUCUGAGGUGACCCUGGGUGUGCAGGAUGUACUGCCCCCGUCACCUGCCCCUCUGCUGUCUGGGAGAUGGUGUUCUGGGGCCACUGGUUGGGCCCCUGGAACUCUGGGGCAGGUCCCCGGCCCCUGCCCUCCCCUGGCGGGGGCGUGUAAGGCCCUGAAGCCUCGUCUGUCUCUGUUCCUGCUCUCCUGACGCUGUUACCCCAAAGUGAGCAGACACAAUGGAGAGAGGGCCUCCAUGUGCUGGGCGAGGUGGGCACAGGGGCCCUCGAGUCUCUGGCCCUGCCUGGCAUCAGGGGUUGCCCAGAAUGGACCUGGCCCCCUCCUGUUAUUUGCUGGAAAGCCCAGCAGAGGAGGGUGCUCCCCCAAGGCCCCUGUCCCUGUCGACCAGAGGACCCACCUACCCCCAGGAGUUCUGCCCCUGUGGGCCGCACUUUCCUAUUCCUUCCUUUUGUAUUUGGAAACCAUGUGUUGUAAUAAAUCCCAAGACAUGUUUUCCCCA
Molecule: messenger RNA, 3953 nt
Organism: Chinchilla lanigera (long-tailed chinchilla)
Lineage: Eukaryota; Metazoa; Chordata; Mammalia; Rodentia; Chinchillidae
Gene: Dusp8
Product: dual specificity phosphatase 8
Biological process (GO): negative regulation of MAPK cascade; protein dephosphorylation
Cellular component (GO): cytoplasm
Molecular function (GO): MAP kinase tyrosine/serine/threonine phosphatase activity; protein tyrosine/threonine phosphatase activity
Source: RefSeq, a predicted model, not a curated record